AGUGAAAGUGCUCGAUCCAGAAGGCGUUCUAAACGGCGUGACAUCAAGAAGCAAGGCUCCGUUAUGUACUCUUAUUUUGGCUCAAAGAUCAACGAAGGGUGAGUUAAUUUGAUCAGCUUUCCAUUUCUCACGAUAUUUCCUUCUAUGAACAUUGCCGAUCUUAGCAAUCAAACAGAACAAAACUAAUUUUAAAUGAAGAGGCCGACAUCGGGAAGUCCUAUACAGAAGGGUUCGCAAUUAAAAAUAGAAAAUAAAAGUAACAUUAACAUAAAUAACAAACAUUGAGUGUAAAAAAGUAAUCAACUAUCAGUAAAUAAGAAUAAAGGGAAAUCUGUUACUAAGGUAUUUAAAGGGCCCUUCAAAAUAUUAUAAGCAGACGCACAUUAGCGUCAUUGCAAGAGUUUAGAAAAACAAUGUAGUGUUCGUAAGGAGUUAUGCAAAAAGUACCAUUUUUCUAUAGAGGGUAAGCGAAAGGGUAGUCUGCUACACAGCCGUUUUUAGUGUGAGGAGCGUUGUGUGACGACACUAAAAACGGCUGUGUAGCAGACUAGCGAAAGGGAGACCUUAUCUAAAACUGGUAUAAUAACAGGGAAAGAGACAGAACCUCUGGGCGAAGCGUUCCCGUGAAAACAUUUUUUAAGUACAUCCCCAAACCCCCUAGUCUCCCUCGCAGCCGUUUUUUGGAUGUCACGCAACGUUGCGUGACAUCCAAAAAACGGCUGCGAAGGAGACUACAAGCCCUCUAGCUCCCCUCAUUGAUGAACAUUUCGAAGUUUCUUGUGCGUACCUUGACGAAAAACGUUAUGGUUAUUAACACAAGUAUUCAAUGUAAUGAAAGAACUACACCCCUUACAACUUGUUGUUGUUUUUUUUUUCACCCAACGACCUUAAGACAUUUUGUGGUGGAUUUUAGUGUUAAUUCGUUUUACUGUCUAUUUAAGAGGUUAUUGUCUACGUACCUGAAAAUGUUUUUAAGGGUGUUAGUGGUGAAAUUGCCGGGACGGAAGGGUUCGACUCACGUCAUAACUAUACGAAGGCAUGGCAGUCUAAGAUCUUAACUAAUUAAAAUUGUUUUCUCAACCUUAGGUCUGUGUCUUUUCCAAACUCUAUACGAGAAGAAGCCGAAUUUGAGGGCGAUCCUACACUAGAACUUAUAACGGACGAGAAAGCGCAAGAAAUGGAAAGACCGGCCUGGGCCCAAAAAAUAUUGUCCGCCGUUCAACCUAAAGGUUAGCAACGUUCUUAACCCUUUUUUGACGAUGGCCAUCAUGUAUCUAAAAAAACCACAUUUUUGACCCUCCUUUUUGGACUGCUUUUUUUGUGGCCAGUUAGAAUGGAAAGGGCUGAAAGAGAGAUUUCCAACACAAAGGGCAUCACUUCUGCCAACUGAAUGUAAUUAAAACACUUUUUUUUGUGCUAUUGACACGACUUCUCUGUAGCUUUCCCGUGAAAGGCCAUAUUUUACUUCGAACUUUUAUGGUUAAUGAAAGCCUGGCGAAGAGAACUUGGUUUGAGGUUGGCGUUCAUUAAGUCUUUCACUUUUCCGUCGUUGUAACAGCGUUGUUCCAUGAUUACCCCAAUUAAACAACGUAGUAAAUAUUUUCAGAAGCUGCGAUCGAGGACAAAGAAGGCCAGUUGAAGGCUAGUGAUGAAGAACUUGAUGAGGAUGUGUUUAGAAAAAGGAAAGCUGAGUUAAUAUCCGGUGCAAGUAAGUGAUAACGUUAGACUUUUGUACUCAGGAGUCCUUUUAUUUGUGUGAAGCGUAUACAAACAGAAGUAUAUAAACAGCUUCUAUCAACAUGUGAACCAAGUAACGAUCAACGCCCGUGGACUCUGAAGUAGACUGCAGGUUGUCUCGUCUCUUCUUUCAAAGUUAUUGGGGGUUUCUUGCGUAACACGCGAGAAGUGAGGGCGGUAGCGGGGAGGUCGCUCUCGUUUCUCACAGCCGCUCGUGUAUUUCGUGAACAAAAAUAAAAACAAACUCAAACGAUAUCCUGUGGACAUAGCCUAAGAUCGCACUCUAAUUAUAAGGGGGAAAUGAAACUCUAUGGCCGGAUUCGUUGCUCUUGUUUUUAAGCUUCACUUUUCUUUGUUUCCUGUUAAUGUGGUUAUGUAGGUCCAGCACGCGGCAGAUUACAAGAAGUUAGAGAAGAAUCUGACAUGUCUUUGUCCACUGAAGACAUAAGUGACGGGAAUGGCAGCGCAUCUGAUGACAGACCUUCCUCUCCACGUGCAGCUCCUGUUGGCAAAGAUAACGAAAUGUGUCGCGCAGUAUCCGUAAGUAGAAUUGAAGCUUUACACUACCUAACAUUUAAUUACAUUUUUCUGGACAGAAGGUCAGCAAGGUAAACUCCGGAUCUCAUUCACCCUGCUGCCAUGUUCUUUUACGAUUUUUACCACUGCAGGGGCGGAUCCAGGAUUUUUUUUAGGAGGGGGUGCACUCGUCUCUUGCUCUACUUCAACACCAAUAAACCACAUAGUUUUUUUUUUUGCAGAAUACCAGUUGUAUUAGAAAACCGCAGGUCAUCUCUGCACCCUCCCCCUAGAUCCGCCCCUGCACUGUCGUAGUUACUGAUAGUAAUGUUAGGUGACAUGUAGUGACAUGUUACGUGAAAAUGUUUUAAAAAAGGGAUUUUUCAUAUUAGUCUAAAUGAGACAGCAUCAUUACCCUCAACCUCAUUUCCACGGUUCUCUCGGGGGUGGAGUAUGAGAGAAACCUUGGAAGGAAGUUGCACAGUCAUCUACUUGCUUCUUACUAUGAAUUUAGUUUGGGACGGAAAAUUAGACCCAACUUUAGUUUCGCGCGAUGACUUGUGCUGUCCAAUUACAUAGGCAUGGCUCGUACUUUACAUGAUCACUUAUUUUUUGUAUUAAUUUUGCACCCUACAGCAGGAUAUGAGUGAAGCUGGUGUAUCAGUCGUUAGUGAAGCAUCCACUCCAGAGAGAGUGUUCAAAGUGGUUUUUGUCGGUGACUCCGGUGUUGGCAAAUCUAGUUUUAUUCACCGGUUUUGUCACGACACAUGGAAACCCUCAUUCACCGCAACCAUAGGUAAAUAGAGUAAGAAAGUAAACAAAUACAAGAGGACUCUCAGCUUUAACACCAGUAUUAGGUAUUUAUUUGAAAACGCUUAAGGGGGGAUUACAGUUAAACGCCUUGUUUGUAUUAUACCUGAGUAAUUUUCCUUGAAAAUGUAGUAAAAUGUCAUUCGAUUUUAAGAAUUAAGCACUCUUCCUAAAGUUCUUGGAGCGAUGACUUUUUUAGAAUAUUUUGGUGAUUAGUAGAGUAUUUGUAAUCAGUAAAAGUAUGAAGGGCAAAUGUUAAAAUUUAUGGAAAAUGAGAAAAUAUUGGAUUUAAGGGUACUUAAAAAUCAAAAAUUUGGAGUGAAUAAUUAAUAGACAAAGACCUGACAGUCCGCCACCACAACAAGGUGGCCCUGACUGGUUUACGUGUAUACCCUCUUCUAUCCUUCUUUCUUUCAUUCUCAAUUCAACCCCAAUUCCCCCAAAAUUCAACUGUAACCCCCCCCCCCCCUUAAAAUGGGCCUGUUUUAUUGACAGUUGCCUGUCAGAGCAUAAAAAACGUCUCCUAAAUCAUUUACAACUUUAAGCUUAAAUGUUCUGUUUUUUGUCUUUUGACCAGAGCUCAAAUAUUCUUGUAUUUUUGCCAGUCCACCAAAGCAGAAAGCGAAGCAUGAUCGCCAAUAAAGAAGGAUCAAUUUAGGUUUUGGGAAACUGCCCACCUACCCCUCCCCUAAGUCAACAUUCAGCCCUAAGUGAGAAGUAAGUGUUAAUGUUAGCUUAGGGGAGGGGUAGGUGGGCAGUUUCCCAGAACCUAAAUUGAUCCAUAAAGGACUUAGGUGUCGUGUUAUAAGAUUUGUAUUUUAUGUUUACACUUGAUUUUCAAAGGGAAAUGCUGCGUUUAUGUAAGGAAAUUAAUAUUACAAAACCUUUCGGCAUACCUUCCCACCACGAAUAUUAUAAACCUUUCCAUGUGAGAAAGAGGUCUGUAUAAUGCAAAGUCGGGCACUGAGUAGCCGGAUAUUUGGCCUUCGCCGAAGACCAUCCAGCCUUACCUAGCCUGAGAAAACAGCCGAUAUUUGGCGACGCUACCACUGGUUUGCCCGCCAAAUGACGUAUGAGAAACGAGCGCAGAAAUUCCAUACUGAUGAAGCGUUACUACGCAGAUCUGGGUAGUGCUUCUGAUUGGUCGUGCCGCGUGGGAAAUUUGAUUUAACCAAUCAGAAGCACUACCCAGAUCUGGGAAGUGACGCGUCAUCAGUAUAGAAUUUCUGCGCUCGUUUCUCAGAAGUCAUUUGGCAGGGAAACCAGUGGUAGCGUCGGCAAAAGUCGGCUGUUUUCUCAGGCUAAACCUUUCCUUGUGACCUUAAUUUCAAUUGCUUUCUGUUUCAGGUGUCGACUUCCAAAUCAAGACCAUGAAUUUAGAGGGCAGAUGUAUUGCACUUCAGCUCUGGGACACCGCUGGGCAAGAAAGGUACUCAUUAGGUUUUCAGACAAAAUAGCCCUGUUGUAGGCGUUCAUACAGUAGCCUGUGAACGCAGCCAUAUUCCGGUUGUCGCUUCUCUUCACCCGAAGAUUUUGACAAAACAUUCCAUUCCCGAUACGAACAACUUGCCCUGAUAUAAUCACAAGGCCCCAGCUGUUGAAAAGGCGGAUAGCGCUAUCUAAUAGAUAAAUUUUUAUCCUACAGAUAAGGCAGUUGCCUUCCAUAAAACGUAUCCGCUGGAUAGUGAAUUAUCCGGUGGAUAGCGCUAUCCAAUGUUUGAACAACCGGGGCCAUUUGGUUUUACGUAUCCAACCAGAACAUAAUGCAUUAUUGAGAUCUAUAAAAUCGGCCAGUGAACGCGCAGGUUUUGCCUCGUUAUUGUACCGUGUCAGGAAAAAUUUAGCAAUGACGACGGCGGCGGCAUCGAGAACUUCAAAAACGAAAUAGAUUCGAUCAGCAAGGCAACCAAUCUGCACGUGUGUCACCUUUUUUGGUGGUUUAAUUUGCCUCGCACUCGCUCUUACUCUUUACAAACUUGGGUACGGCCCCCAAGGAUUCGAAUCCAGGAAAAUUUACCAGCAUUUACCCACUGAAAGAGUUGUAAUUAUCCCAACUUAGUUUAAAAUUUCACAAUUUCUUUUUUUAGCGACGUUUCGCUACCGCCGUCGUUGUUGAGAUCCAGUCGAGUUAUUAUGAAACAAAUUAAAUUUCUUCUUCUCUUAUUUACGUUGCAGAUUCAGAAGUAUCACAAAACAGUAUUUUAGAAAGGCAGAUGGUGUCAUUGUAUUUUAUGAUGUUACCAUGGAGACGUCCUUUUUAAACAUCAAGAACUGGAUGAUAAGUGUCGAGGUAAUAAGAUGUUUAAAACAACAGCAACAAGCAAACAAAAAAGUUUCUCGAUUUCAUUUUACUCUUAUAGGCCUGUGUUUCAUGAACUUCCAUCCAAGCUAGUCGGUUAAAGUCGAAUUUUUCCUAUCGGAAAUUUCGAUAAUACCGACCUCGCCUCUCCAUUACAGACAGUUCUUUUGAUCCCAAUGAUACCAAACUGCAUACAGUCCCUACCUCUCGAAUUGCUCGUUUCGGCCAUGUUGGUGGGGAAGAGCCAAGGCAUAACUAAACUCCAUUAUUUACCAAACAUUUGUCGAGAGAAAUUUUGUUGUAUAGACCACCAAAAUGGCCGCCUUGUCACGUGGUUCCAACUACGAAUGAGGACACGGCCCUGUGUACCUUUCGUGUCCAUAUUGAGGAUUGGGGUCAGUUGACUUAGUAUAAAACGCAUGUACAAACAAAAAGACCGAUACAACCUCUAUUGGUUAAAAAGUGUUGAUGUAGAUUCAAUGCAAUGCAAAAAUCCCAGUUCAGUAGUUAUGACUUCCAACGAGACAAUCCAGGGGUAAUUUUACAAUCGGAAAACUCUUCUCAGACUCCUCUCAAUGUAACCUGUUGUAGGCCCUAAGAUAGUAAUGUGCGGAGAUCGCGAAGACUAAUGCUCAAAACGCACAGGGACCAGGGAGGCCUUUCACAGGUGGCUUUCUAUUAUGGCAGUCUCCUUGAUACCAGAAAACCAAACUUUAUACAAUCUAUACCUCUGUACCUAUACCUCAAUGUGGACACUUGGCACUGUCGCUCUGGUAUCAGUCCGUAUAAAGAAAGUUUGACUGAAGUGACAAGCAUCAGAUUGCAUUUUUUAAACAGCAUGUUUUACUCAAACAUGAAGGUCGUAAUGAUGAUUGAUUAUGAAACAAAUUCUAUCCAUCAGGCCCCAGUUGUUCAAAGAUUGGAUGACGCUAUCAUUUGGAUAAAUUUCAAUCCACCGGAUGGCGCAAUUGUUUCUACUAAUACUUAUCCGCUGGUUAGUGAUUUAACCGCUGGAUAGCCCUAUCCAAUGUUUCGACAGCCAGGGCCAGUACCAUAAAAACUGCGCGGGGAACGGUAUGGGAAGGUGUAUAUUGAUAUUACGGCUAAGAGUUUUGAAACUGUUUUCUGUAUUCUUUUUGCAGGAAGGAACAGACGAUGGAACAGCGAUUAUGAUCGUUGGUAACAAGGUUGAUCUCUACGAGGAAGAUAGCGAGAGACCAGUUACAACUCAAAAUGGAAAGAAAUUAGCAGAGGUAUGAAUAAUGCUUGUCUUUGAUAACUUAACGGAAUAUUUCGGAAUGACGGUUGAACUGUGCUUGCACGACGGCGUUGUUCAAGAAACGUAUUUGGUGACCUGUGUCGCAUAAGUACCAACUAUAGUGCUUUUACACUGCCGUCCUCUGGAAAGAAGGUUACUUAUGCAGUUUAGCCAAAUUCGGCCAUAAAGACCUGACCGCCAAACUGAGCGAAAUAGAAAAAUAUCCCUUGAAAAACAUUGUUAAGGAAGUAAAGGAACAAAGCUAAUUCAAAAGAAGCCAAGGAAGGACAAAAUUUAAGAAGAACAAAGUGGUUUGAAUUUUGGACUUUUAAAUACGUACAUUCCAACCUGUUUAUCUCUGUUUGUUUGUGAUCUGUUUAAAUCAGGAGAUAUGCGUGUUUGUUAUGAGGCUGUGAUUUUCUAAUUUAGGAGCUAUUUCUUUGCUGACGUUAAAUUCCCAGCGAGCGAUUGGCAAAAUUAAGCAAAAUAGGCAAACCUUCAGUGACACACGCUCUUCAACUCUUUGAUGAUAGGCAAAGCUAAUCAAGGAAAGUAAACACUGCGAGAAACUUGGACGCUUUUUUAUUUCCUCCUCAUUGUUACUGUUUAUCGAUUUUUUUAUUAAUCAGUUGGGUUCCUCAUGUUUGGUGGAAACAAAUGUCGACUACUUGGCUUGUAUUGCUAUUUCCAACUUAGUAUUACUGUUUUAAGUACUGCAGUUGACACUGUUUGUUGUUUUGUAGGAGUACAAAGCCUUGUAUACAGAAACAAGCGCUAAAACCGGUUACAAUAUCCAAGAAUCGAUGGCAGAAUUUUCCAAGUAAGUAACCAACAACUUACAUUAGAUGAGCGAAAACUUUUCUCUUCCAUUACGUAGCAUGGGCCUUGGCAAAAAGCCAUUUUUUCACUCUCGGGGCGGCAAGACGACUCCGGUACCGAACUUUUCGGAUUUGUCACGAAUCCGGGAAAAUUCCCAGGCUAGUAUAGCCUAUAGCCUUUAUCAACCAACCAAUCCUGUGGCCCGAAGAUGUAAAAUAUUCGCGUGAUUGAUAGCCCAGAGUGGUUAUCGUGGUUCAGAUUUUAUCACAGUCAUCUGAAAGCUAAGCCACUUUAGUUGUUAUGCCCGUUGAGAUUUACUUAAAUGAAGCAGCUAAAGAGAAGUGAAUAUUUUUCGGAUAGACUCGAAAGUUCUAACCCUUUCAUCGCAUUUAUCUUCAGAAUGUUGCAAGUUCGUGAAGAUGAGUUAAUGCAGAGUGUGCUGAACCUUGUUCCAGAACAACCCAACAAGAAGAAAUGUUGCAAGUAA
This is a messenger RNA of Porites lobata, 7926 nucleotides long. NCBI's taxonomy places the organism in Eukaryota, Metazoa, Cnidaria, Anthozoa, Scleractinia, Poritidae. The record is from the annotation of a GenBank genome assembly.